Messenger RNA from Daldinia childiae, 1443 nucleotides. Its product is annotated as Pantothenate transporter liz1. The transcript has 4 exons. The record is from RefSeq and is a predicted model, not a curated record. Gene Ontology annotation, molecular function: pantothenate transmembrane transporter activity. Gene Ontology annotation, cellular component: plasma membrane. The coding region runs from base 1 to 1443 and encodes 480 amino acids. Lineage: Eukaryota; Fungi; Ascomycota; Sordariomycetes; Xylariales; Hypoxylaceae. Gene Ontology annotation, biological process: pantothenate import across plasma membrane.
AUGGCGGCGACGAUAGCGACGAGGUCUAAGCUGCGGGAGUAUUUCCAUACCGAGUAUCAACCUGGAGAGCAGAAACUCGUGCAAAAGAUAGAUUUCUUCAUCUUGACCUUUUGCUGUCUGAGUUACUUUACCAAUUAUCUAGAUCGGUCCAAUCUCAGCAAUGCCUACGUCUCGGGUAUGAAAGAGGAUCUGGGCUUCGUAGGCGACCAGCUGAACCAGAUCAACACCUGCUUCACGGUCGGCUACGUAAUCGGCCAGAUCCCUGCCAAUCUAUCGCUGCACUAUAUCAAACCGCGAUAUUUCUUCCCGGCCUGCAUGUUCAUCUGGGCUUGCUUGACUAUGGUCACGGCCUCGGUGCAUAACCCGCAGAGCAUCAUGGCUAUCCGCUUCUUCCAGGGCAUAGUCGAGGCCACUACCUUCGUCGGCACCCAUUACAUCCUCGGGUCCUGGUAUACGGAGCGCGAGUUGGGGAAGCGCUCUGGCAUAUUCACUGCUUCCGGCUUGGCUGGGACUAUGAUUGGAGGCUUUAUCCAGACGGGUAUUCACUCCAGUUUGGACGGUAGAAAUGGUCUCCGUGGAUGGCGUUGGUUGUUCAUUAUGGAUGGCAUCAUCACAUUGCCAGUCGCACUCUACGGUUUCAUCUUCUUCCCAGAUACGCCAUCAACAACUGAGGCUUUCUAUCUUACCGAAUCCGAGAAGGCCUUAGCCGUAUCUCGCGUGCCACCUGUAGAAGAUCGAUCGCCAAUAUCUUGGACCUUCUUCAAGAAAUCAUUCUCAUCCUGGUUCUUCUGGGGGUUCGUUGUGCUCUGGAUCAUUGCCGGCGAGACCGAAUCUUUUAGUUCAAACUCCCUGCUGGCCUUGUACAUGAAGAGUCAUCCGACGAACAAAUAUACUGUUCCUCAGCUGAACAACUACCCUAGUGGUGUGCCUGCUGUUGGCAUUAUAUCGACUUUGUUCUGGGCGACGCUCACAGACUAUCUUAAUGGGAAGCGUUAUCUUGUCGGUUAUUUCAUCGGCAUCACAGGCGUAGCUACUUCUGCAAUGAUCCUAGCCGCUUCCAAAGACCCGACGAGUUCGGCAUCGACCUCUGUGGUGUUUGGCGCUUAUUACUGGGCAGGCGCCGUGUAUGCCUGCCAAGCUACCUUCUUCGCAUGGGCUAACGAUGCUCUUCGCUACGAGGAACAGAUGUUUCGAGCUGUUGUUCUAGCGGGUAUGAACCUAGGAAGUAACGCUGUGAACGCUUGGUGGAGUAUUGUCUUCUAUGGGGCGUCGAUGGCACCGUGGUUCACUAGGGGAAUGUGGGCUAUGAUUGCCGUCUCUAUCUUGUUGGCACUCUGGACUGCCGGACUGUCGUACACGACUGCCAAACAUGAAAGGAUACGGAAAGCGGAAUUCGAGCAAUCUAGUGCCGGUGGGCACAAGAGUGUUACCGAAUAUGCAUGA